CUUUGGGUCCUUGUUUAAUGGUGAAAUUCACAGGACGAGAACUCGUACGUCCUGGUAUUACACGAUUUGCAACAAAUUUUAUUGCUCUAAACAGUAUCCUUCAAAAUAAAAAUGGAUUAAAGUCCAUGUUUGCAUCAAAUGAAUGGCAAACAUCUCGUUAUGCCUCCACGGCUGAUGGAAAAUCGAUUGAGCAAAUAAUUAUGUCUACCAAGUUUUGGGAUUAUGUGAAAGAGAUUGUUGAUAUUGUGGAGCCGCUAUAUGUGGUCCUCCGUUUAGUCGAUCAGGAAAAAACACCUCAAAUGGGACAUGUUUAUUAUAAACUGAGGAUGGCUAAAGAUAAUAUUAAAAAAAAAUAAUCCACUACGGUGCCAAUCUUUUCUAAAAAUUAUUGACAGACGUUGGGACGUCCAGAUGAGCCGGGAUCUACACUUAGCAGGUUAUUAUCUUAAUCCGUCGUAUCAUCAUCGUUAUAAUCUUGGAUUUGAUGAUGAACUGUUGAAGGCAUUACGAAACGUUAUCAAUAGAUUGGAGAGGGAUCCAACAUAUGCUGCUCUUGCCAUAAGUGAGGGAAAAAUAUUUCGUGAAUCCUCUGGAACUUUUGGUGAAGCGGGUGCAAUUAACGUAAGACACAAUACCGAUCCCACUGAGUGGUGGCUACAAUAUGGUGGAUGGGCAAAGCACUUAAAAAAGAUUGUUGUGCGUGUCUUAUCACAAACAACAACAUCUAGUGGAUGUGAACGCAACUGGAGCACAUUCGCACUUAUACAUACCAAAGUGUGUAACCGAUUAGCGUACGCUCGAUUAGAGAAGCUAGUUUAUAUCCACUAUAAUAUGAGGCUCCGUUUAAGAUGUAUGCAGGAGGAGUAUGAUAAGGAAAAGGUAUUAAAAACUUAUGAUCCCUUGGAUACAAGUUUUAUCAAUGAUGAAUCAGACCCCGUACUUGAUUGGCUACAAGAUAGAGACAAUCAAGAAGACCCAUUACUCGAUGAGCCUGGAGAUCCACCACGAUCAUUCAGAAUAAUUGCUGAUGAAGCAGGAAUUAGUGAUGCUGAAAGAUGGGCUGACGAGAACAUAGGAAGCUCUCAAGAUAAUGUGCAAGAAUAAGCGGCUUUGGACGAAGAAUCCCAAAAUCCUGCACGUGACUCUGAUGCGGAAUUCGAACGUCUUAUGCAAGGACCUGGAUAUGGUCGUUCACGUCGUACUCAGAGUCAAUCUGGAAAGGAGAAAACGUCUUAUACUGCAAAAAGGCCUUCAACGACAGUCCGAAGUGGUAAGAGUAAAAAAAGUAUGACAUCGAUGGAUCCAUUAGAUGCAGCUGAUGCACUCCCACAAGAUAAUGAUAGUGAUACAUCGACACCAGCAGAUUCUGGAUUACCACAGUCUAAAGAUGAAUGUAGUGAUGAUGAUGAUACCACUAAUAGCAGUGAGGAUGGUGGCGACUUCAUUCCACCAACACAACAGGAGAGUGGAGGUGGUGGUGGCCUUAUAUUUACUGAAGAGCAAAACUUCACACAUGCCACUCAAGAUGCUGAUCAUGGGUCUCGACCACGUCAAACAUCCGGAAUGGUAUAUGACCGUCGAAAAGGUAGGAGGUCCUCACAACAAGAUUAUGGGGAGAUGAGAGAAGGUUUGGAGGCAAUAUCAACUAGACCUCCACGAAGGGAUGAUACUUUGCAAACACAGUUUGAUAGUACUUCAAUAUCAUCGCAUCCCUCAUAUCGACAUGGUCUAUAUGGAGAGAUAUUUGAUUAUGAUUCAUCAAUUUAUGGCACUCAGAGUGAAUCCCAAUCCAUCCCUGGACAUAGUGAAAGCUCAUACGGCGAAUCUACAUCCACUCAUGCAUAUCCACAUUAUGGUUCUUCUUUUCCAUACAAUCCAUAUCCUUAUGAUGCUUCAGUUUAUAUGCCGCAGAUGACUGUUGUCCAUUAUAUCCACGAUCCAGUUGCAUA
This is a messenger RNA of Ananas comosus (pineapple), 1949 nucleotides long. RefSeq lists its product as uncharacterized. The record is from RefSeq and is a predicted model, not a curated record. Gene Ontology annotation, molecular function: protein dimerization activity. Lineage: Eukaryota; Viridiplantae; Streptophyta; Magnoliopsida; Poales; Bromeliaceae. The transcript has 4 exons. The coding region runs from base 412 to 1104 and encodes 230 amino acids.